CCUGUGUUCUGCUCAGAGCUUGUGAAUAGGAAGUGCGAUGAUGUGGAUCCUAUUGAAUGCCUUUCAUUCUUUUGUAAUAAAUUAGUUCUGAUGUUUUUGCCACAAACUACACCCGGGAGAGGAUGGGGCUCCUGAUCAUUUACACAACUGUGUGUGGAUUUUUACUCAAUACAGGGGUUGCACUACAAAUCCAAUGUUACCAGUGUGAAGAGUUUGAGAAGAAUGAGUGUUCCUCCCCAGAAAAUAUAGUGAACUGUACUGUCAAUGUACAGGACAUGUGCCAAAAAGAGGUGGUCAUGAGGAGUGAUGGUGUACUCUAUCGCAAGUCCUGCGCCACCUCGGCAGCCUGCCUCAUCGCCUCCUCUGGAUACCAGUCUUUCUGCGCUCCUGGAAAGGUGGGCUCGGUCUGCAUUAGCUGCUGCAACACCCCCCUUUGCAAUGGACCCAGGCAGAGGAGGAGGGGGAGCUCAGCUGCAGCCCCCACAGCCCGACUGCAUGCCACCGUCACCCUGCUGCCCUUUUUACUUGUAGUCCUUCUGACAUAGAACUAGCUUUCUAUGAUAUACCAGCAAUGUGUAGAUCUUCUAAAGUGUUAUAGAAUCACUGUCAAUAUUACUCGCACCCCUUUUACAAUGCCUUAAACCAUUAAUCAUUAAACCUGAUCGUUAAAGAGAUUAAAUAAUUUGUCAAUGUCAGGCAGGAAAAUCCCAUUACUGGAGGAAAAAAAAAAAACCUUUAGUAAAAAACAAACAAACAAACAAACAAAACCCUUUGCUAGGACUUUGUUAGUGAGAACACUAAUAGAAAUGGGGCCCAAUCAAGCAGAACUUCACAAUCAGGGGAAUGGAAAGAUAUUGGGAAAUGUUAACACUGGAUAGCAUAGCUCCUGGGUAAAUCACGGUUAGCAAUGAUCAAUAACAUCUUAAAUAAGAUUAGUAUAUAUUAAGUGGAGCUCAUUGGGAAGGUUUAAUGAGAGAGGAACAGUCAUUGUGGUCAAGUUGUUACUUAACCAUGUUGCCACUUAAAGAAAUAUAAAUGCCUUUAAAUGUUUGCCCCCAACAUAGAUAGAAAAUACAAUAUACAAAAACAGGUUGAAAAGUACCCCUUCUUUGUAUUCCAUGUUCUUGUUUUUUUUUUUUUUU
Messenger RNA from Polyodon spathula (Mississippi paddlefish), 1142 nucleotides. Its product is annotated as ly6/PLAUR domain-containing protein 1-like. Gene Ontology annotation, molecular function: acetylcholine receptor inhibitor activity. The transcript is spliced from 3 exons. NCBI's taxonomy places the organism in Eukaryota, Metazoa, Chordata, Actinopteri, Acipenseriformes, Polyodontidae. The coding region runs from base 123 to 545 and encodes 140 amino acids. The record is from RefSeq and is a predicted model, not a curated record. Gene Ontology annotation, biological process: acetylcholine receptor signaling pathway.